AUGGCUGAUGGAUUUGCCCGUUCGCUAGGCUACACUCCAAUACCCAAACGAAAUCCAAAAACCGAAAGACCAAAAAAAGCACUGCGAACCAAGUCCGAUAUGCCUCUUUUGAACGACAAUGAUGAGAAUGAAAAGGAUAAUCCUGAGCGAAGAGACGAUGAAUCUGAACCGUACGAAGACUUGAAUGAUGACAAUGAAACCACUACAGUAUCUUCCCCAUCGCCGAGUAUGCGACCUGCUACUGCGCACAGUAAGGCCGGUAACUGGUCAACUAUACUGUAUUAUUUAUUAUAA
Parnassius apollo (apollo) is the source of this 294-nucleotide messenger RNA. Lineage: Eukaryota; Metazoa; Arthropoda; Insecta; Lepidoptera; Papilionidae. The record is from the annotation of a GenBank genome assembly.